GUCCACUCUGCACCCCCCUUUGACGCGACCAUGUGGGAGCUGAGAUGCGCCUCGAGCGGUCGACGGGAUCCGGCCAUGUCCCUCGGCCGCCUGUUGCCACCCCUCACGGUGGCGCUGACGCUCCUGUUGCCCUCGUACCUGGCUGCCCGUCCUCCUGCCUACCCAUCUUUCUUCUUUCUCAACACCACCUUCAAUCAUCUGGCCCGAGCCCGGGAUACGGGGAUGCUGUACGUGGGUGCUGUCAACGCCUUAUUCCAGCUGAGCCCUGAGCUCGGGUUGGUGGAGCACGUGGGCACCGGGCCGGCCAACGAUAGCCCGGAGUGCCUUCCUUUCCGGGACCCUGGCGAUUGCCCCCAGGCGCGGUCCACCGACAACACGAACAAGCUGCUGUUGCCCAACGAACGUGCCGGGGAGCUGGUGGUCUGCGGGCAGCUCUUCCAAGGGGUGUGUGAGAAAAGAGCCCUGGUAAACAUCUCUCAAGCGCUAUAUCGCCCCGAGGAUCCCGGUGACAACCAAUUUGUGGCGGCCAACGAGCCCCGCGUCUCCACCGUGGGCUUGGUGGGGCAGCAUGGCGACCGAGACCUGCUUUUUGUGGGGCGUGGGCUGACGGCCAAGCUCUCGGGUGGGAUCCCGCCGUUCACCAUCCGGCAGUUGGAAGGACCGCAGGCGUUCUCCAACGAGGGAAUGGGCAAGCUGGUGGUGGGCGACUUCUCGGACUACAACAACACCUACGCCGGCGCCUUUGCUUCCGGGGACUACGUCUACUUCCUGUUCUCCCGGCGAGGGGCGAAGGCACAGAUGGAGUACCGUGCCUACCUCUCUCGGAGCUGUAUGGAAGACACCAACCUCUACUCCUACGUUGAGCUCCCCCUGGAGUGCCGGGACGCCAAGGGGCGUGUUUACAACCUGGCUCGGGCCGUGCAUUUGGCCUCUGGGUUUCCAGGGGAAGGGGCGACGCUCUUUGUAGUCCUGGCUGCCGGCCAAGGCUCCACCGCGUCCCCAACAACCCAAACGGCACUGUGCGCGUACAGCUUGAGGGAGGUCAACGCCGCCAUGGAGCGGACGCGGCGCCUGUGCUACACCUCGGCUGGGAAGGGCCCCUCCGGGAAGGAGGAGGCAGCCAUAGAGUACGGCGUGACGUCCCAAUGCAACACCCUACCCAAGGAGUCCCCCGAAGCUUACCCUUGCGGUGAUGAACACACUCCUAGUCCCAUUGCCAGCCGGGUGCCACUGGUGGCUGAGGCUCUCCUUGCCACUGUGCCGAGACUGACGGCUGUGGCGGCCAUGGCGGAAGCGGGCCACACGAUUGCCUUUCUUGGGGAUGGCGGCGGACGGUUGCAUAAGGUUUACCUGAAUGGGUCCACAGCUCAAGUCUACAACACGGUGUCCACAGGCCAGCGUUCUCCAGUCAAUCCAGACCUGUUACUAGACGGAAGUGGAACCCACCUUUAUGUGAUGACGGCCUCACAGGUUUCCAAAGUCCCAGUUUCCGAAUGCCCCAACUUCCAGGAUUGCGACUCGUGUCUGCGUGCCCAGGACCCUUUCUGUGGUUGGUGCAUCCUGCAGAGCAGGUGCACCCGCAAGUUGGAAUGCGAGCGCCAUGAGGUAACCAAUCACUGGCUCUGGAGCUACGGUGCUGAGAGCCAGUGCCUGCGAGUGGAACAGAUGUCCCCGGCCAAUCAGAGUCGAGAAGAACAGACAGAGGUCUCCAUGCUGGUUCCUGAACUCCCUGCCUUGGCUGAGGGGGAGACUUACCACUGUGCCUUUGGGUCCCAAGACAGCCCUGCCGUGCUCGAAGGCUCCUGGGUCCGCUGCUUCUCGCCGGUUCCGCAGCAGGUGCCGCCCACCCAAGAGGGCAAAGAUCAUGUGACGGUGGCAUUAGCCUUGAUGUUCCGGGACGUGGUGGUGGCUUCCGCAGGCUUCUCCUUCUACGACUGCAAUGCAGUGAGCCAGCUUGCCGACGCAACGCCGUGUGGAACCUGCGUUGGGAGUCCAUGGAUGUGCCAUUGGUGCCCAUCCAGUCACCGGUGUGUCCCCGGCAGGCCCUGCCCAAACGGAGAGGGGCCGAUCUACAACGAGAAGGUGCCCACCGAAGACCCCCAGGGACCUGUGUCUUGCCCCAGUGUGGAGAUUGUUCCCGAGUCCCACUUGGUUCCCGUGGGUGUCGAAAUGCCACUGAGCCUUGUGGCCUGGAAUCUGCACUUGGUAGGGGGUUCAGAGAGGCUCUCCUGCGUGCUGGAGGUGGAGGGGAUUUCGGUCAUGGUGCCAGCGUCUCUGGAGGAAGGCGAGAGGGGAACCUCGCAUCGUGUGCAGUGCCAGCCCCGGACGUACAGUUACACCCAGCCUUCCCCUGAGCUUCACGCCCCCCUCUUUGUCCUGGUGGGGGAGAACCGGCGCCUUGAUAGCCGUGGAGACCUGCAUGUGAACCUGUAUAAUUGUUCCGCUGGCCGUUCGGACUGCAGCCGUUGCAAAGCCGCCCCCGACCACUUCAACUGCGUCUGGUGCCUGCUGGGAGAGGUGCCCAGCUGCGUCUACAAGGGACAGUGUCCCACCAAGGACGGUAUGCCCACUUGUCCAUCGCCCGUCAUCCACUCGGUCAGCCCCCUCACUGGGCCCUUGGAGGGGGGCACGUCGCUCACGGUGACGGGGUCCAACCUGGGCCAUCGCUUCGAGGAUGUGGCGGACACAGUGACAGUGGCCAACUUGCUGUGUGUCCCUGACCCAGCCCUGUAUCUCGUCUCUACUCGGAUUGUUUGUGAUGUACCCCCAGGACAACCGGGGUUAUCCGGCCCUGUCGAGGUCACCGUUGGGGACCGCCCACCGGGUGUUUCUGCCCAGAACUUCACCUACCAGGACCCCACGCUUCUCGACUUGCAUCCCCAUUUCGGCCCUGUCGCUGGAGGGACUCGGUUGACCAUCGUCGGAGAAGAUCUUCUGACAGGCGCUGAGAUUGCCGCCUAUGUCGGGGACCUCCCUUGCUUCCUCGAGGAACCUGUGGAGCCGCAGGCCAUCGUCUGCCGCACCAGCGCCACCACCAGACCCCGGGAAGCGCGGGUCAAGGUCCAGUAUGGCAGAGUGCAGCGCCGGCUGCAGAAGACCUUCCGUUACGUGAAGAAUCCCCAACUCACCGGGGCGUUCCCAGCGACUAGUUUCCAUGGGGGCGGACGGACCAUCUACGUGGAGGGGACCGACUUGGACGUGGUGCAGCAGCCGCUCAUCAAAGCAGUCCUGGAGCCCGAGGAGGAAGCGGCGAGCGGUCUCAGCCGGAAGAAGAGAGCCUGCGAUCUCCCACCGGGCCUUCAGGCCUUGUUGAACCAAGCUCCCCCACGCCCUUGUGUGGAGGUGGGGAACCUGCUGGAGUGCUGGGAACCUUGCUGUGCCAACUCGUCCACUCUCCUUCUUUGCCCGUCGCCCGCUGUGCCACCCGGCGCCCGCUUGCGCCACGUCCGUUUUGAACUGGAUGGCCUCCACGUCCCCUUCAGCAAUGCCAGCGGAGGCGAAGAUUUCACCUACCAGCCCAACCCCCAGCUCCGCUGGCCUGGCCGGGACUCUGGGAACCGCCCUUUCAGUCUUAAACCUGGCAAUGUCUUGGACAUAGAGGGAGACGGCCUGACCCUCGGCAUCAGCAAGGAGGAGGUGACCGUCAUCAUCGGCAACAGCAUCUGCACCGUCAAGACCCUCACCCUGACCCAUUUGUACUGCGAGCCCCCCCUGGAGCCCCCGCAGCCCCUGAACGCUUCUUCUGUGCUGCCGGAAUUCAUUGUGCAGAUGGGGAACCUGCGUCUGGACCUUGGCCGAGUUCACUACGACACGGCCCCGUCCCGCUUCCCCCCCGAGGCCCAGAUAGGGUUGGGGGUGGGUGCAGCGGUGCUGGCCUUCGUGGUGUUGCUGCUCAUCUUAAUGUACAGACGGAAGAGCAAGCAAGCCUUGCGAGAUUACAAGAAAGUCCUGGUGCAGCUGGAAAACCUGGAGAUCAGCGUGGGAGACCAGUGCCGCAAGGAAUUCACAGUAUCUCCGUCAUCUUGCUAUUUCUGGCCGGUUGGCUCCCCUCACUGCUUUAAAAAAGUUUACCUGAAUGGGUCCACAGCUCAAGUCUACAACACGGUGUCCACAGGCCAGCGUUCUCCAGUCAAUCCAGACCUGUUACUAGACGGAAGUGGAACCCACCUUUAUGUGAUGACGGCCUCACAGGUUUCCAAAGUCCCAGUUUCCGAAUGCCCCAACUUCCAGGAUUGCGACUCGUGUCUGCGUGCCCAGGACCCUUUCUGUGGUUGGUGCAUCCUGCAGAGCAGGUGCACCCGCAAGUUGGAAUGCGAGCGCCAUGAGGUAACCAAUCACUGGCUCUGGAGCUACGGUGCUGAGAGCCAGUGCCUGCGAGUGGAACAGAUGUCCCCGGCCAAUCAGAGUCGAGAAGAACAGACAGAGGUCUCCAUGCUGGUUCCUGAACUCCCUGCCUUGGCUGAGGGGGAGACUUACCACUGUGCCUUUGGGUCCCAAGACAGCCCUGCCGUGCUCGAAGGCUCCUGGGUCCGCUGCUUCUCGCCGGUUCCGCAGCAGGUGCCGCCCACCCAAGAGGGCAAAGAUCAUGUGACGGUGGCAUUAGCCUUGAUGUUCCGGGACGUGGUGGUGGCUUCCGCAGGCUUCUCCUUCUACGACUGCAAUGCAGUGAGCCAGCUUGCCGACGCAACGCCGUGUGGAACCUGCGUUGGGAGUCCAUGGAUGUGCCAUUGGUGCCCAUCCAGUCACCGGUGUGUCCCCGGCAGGCCCUGCCCAAACGGAGAGGGGCCGAUCUACAACGAGAAGGUGCCCACCGAAGACCCCCAGGGACCUGUGUCUUGCCCCAGUGUGGAGAUUGUUCCCGAGUCCCACUUGGUUCCCGUGGGUGUCGAAAUGCCACUGAGCCUUGUGGCCUGGAAUCUGCACUUGGUAGGGGGUUCAGAGAGGCUCUCCUGCGUGCUGGAGGUGGAGGGGAUUUCGGUCAUGGUGCCAGCGUCUCUGGAGGAAGGCGAGAGGGGAACCUCGCAUCGUGUGCAGUGCCAGCCCCGGACGUACAGUUACACCCAGCCUUCCCCUGAGCUUCACGCCCCCCUCUUUGUCCUGGUGGGGGAGAACCGGCGCCUUGAUAGCCGUGGAGACCUGCAUGUGAACCUGUAUAAUUGUUCCGCUGGCCGUUCGGACUGCAGCCGUUGCAAAGCCGCCCCCGACCACUUCAACUGCGUCUGGUGCCUGCUGGGAGAGGUGCCCAGCUGCGUCUACAAGGGACAGUGUCCCACCAAGGACGGUAUGCCCACUUGUCCAUCGCCCGUCAUCCACUCGGUCAGCCCCCUCACUGGGCCCUUGGAGGGGGGCACGUCGCUCACGGUGACGGGGUCCAACCUGGGCCAUCGCUUCGAGGAUGUGGCGGACACAGUGACAGUGGCCAACUUGCUGUGUGUCCCUGACCCAGCCCUGUAUCUCGUCUCUACUCGGAUUGUUUGUGAUGUACCCCCAGGAAAACCGGGGUUAUCCGGCCCCUGUCGAGGUCACCGUUGGGGACCGCCCACCGGGUGUUUCUGCCCAGAACUUCACCUACCAGACUCCCCACACGACGCCCCCCGGGAACGAGACAGGGCUGAGUCCGGAUCCCGCGAGCACUCGCAAAACCCUAAGAGGUACUUCUCUCCUCAGGACCCCACGCUUCUCGACUUGCAUCCCCAUUUCGGCCCUGUCGCUGGAGGGACUCGGUUGACCAUCGUCGGAGAAGAUCUUCUGACAGGCGCUGAGAUUGCCGCCUAUGUCGGGGACCUCCCUUGCUUCCUCGAAGAACCUGUGGAGCCGCAGGCCAUCGUCUGCCGCACCAGCGCCACCACCAGGCCCCGGGAAGCGCGGGUCAAGGUCCAGUAUGGCAGAGUGCAGCGCCGGCUGCAGAAGACCUUCCGUUACGUGAAGAAUCCCCAACUCACCGGGGCGUUCCCGGCGACUAGCUUCCACGGGGGCGGACGGACCAUCUACGUGGAGGGGACCGACUUGGACGUGGUGCAGCAGCCGCUCAUCAAAGCAGUCCUGGAGCCCGAGGAGGAAGCGGCGAGCGGUCUCAGCCGGAAGAAGAGAGCCUGCGAUCUCCCACCGGGCCUUCAGGCCUUGUUGAACCAAGCUCCCCCACGCCCUUGUGUGGAGGUGGGGAACCUGCUGGAGUGCUGGGAACCUUGCUGUGCCAACUCGUCCACUCUCCUCCUCUGCCCGUCGCCCGCUGUGCCACCCGGCGCCCGCUUGCGCCACGUCCGUUUUGAACUGGAUGGCCUCCACGUCCCCUUCAGCAAUGCCAGCGGAGGCGAAGAUUUCACCUACCAGCCCAACCCCCAGCUCCGCUGGCCUGGCCGGGACUCUGGGAACCGCCCUUUCAGUCUUAAACCUGGCAAUGUCUUGGACAUAGAGGGAGACGGCCUGACCCUCGGCAUCAGCAAGGAGGAGGUGACCGUCAUCAUCGGCAACAGCAUCUGCACCGUCAAGACCCUCACCCUGACCCCAUUUUGUACUGUGCAGAUGGGGAACCUGCGUCUGGACCUUGGCCGAGUUCACUACGACACGGAGCCCCCGUCCCGCUUUCCCCCCGAGGCCCAGAUAGGGUUGGGGGUGGGUGCAGCGGUGCUGGCCUUCGUGGUGUUGCUGCUCAUCUUAAUGUACAGACGGAAGAGCAAGCAAGCCUUGCGAGAUUACAAGAAAGUCCUGGUGCAGCUGGAAAACCUGGAGAUCAGCGUGGGAGACCAGUGCCCGCAAGGAAUUCACAGCUUCUGCUUACACCAGUUUGUUUUGACAGUCUUUCCCUGUCGCUCCCAGCUAAUCCGGACGCUGGAGGCCCAGCCGACGUUCUCGCAGCGGGAUCGGUGUCACGCGGCGUCGCUGCUCUCUUUGGCGCUCCACGGGCGCCUGGAGUACCUGACGGACAUCAUGCAGACCCUGCUGAGUGAUCUUGUCGCCCACUGCGUCGCCCGCAACCCGAAGCUCAUGCUUCGCAGGACGGAGACCAUGGUGGAGAAGCUCUUGACCAACUGGAUGUCCAUCUGCCUCUACUCCUACCUCAGGGAAGUGGCCGGCGAGCCCCUCUACAUGCUGUUCCGCGCCAUCAAGUACCAAGUGGACAAAGGGCCCGUGGAUGCCGUGUCGGGCAAGGCCAAGCGGACGUUGAACGACAGCCGCCUUCUGCGGGAAGACGUGGAGUUCCGGCCCCUCACCCUGACCGUCUUGGUGCGGGGGGCUGGCCCCGGCGGCAGCGAGACCCAGCGGAUCCCGGCCCGGGUCCUCGACACAGACACCAUCACCCAGGUGAAGGAGAAGAUCGUGGACCAGGUCUACAAAGGGGUGCCCUUCUCCCAGCGCCCCUCUGUGCACUCCCUCGACUUAGAGUGGCGAUCGGGAGUCGCUGGCCACCUGACGCUCUCCGACGAGGAUCUGACCUCCAUCACCCAGAACCCGUGGAAGAAGCUCAACACCCUACAGCAUUACAAGGUUCCAGACGGGGCCACGGUCAGCCUCAUCCCCCGCCUUCACAAUGACAUUUCCCAAGGCACGAGCCAGAACUAUUUCUCUGGAGAAAAUACCCCGAUGCUAGAAGAUGGAGAGGAGGGAGGGGUGCGCCUCUGGCACCUGGUGAAGCCCUCCGAGGAGCCGGAGCUCACAAAACAGGCACAAGAGCGGCGCAGCAGCCUCCGAGAACGGGCCAAGGCCAUCCCCGAGAUCUACCUCACGCGCUUGCUUUCCAUGAAGGGGACGUUGCAGAAGUUUGUGGACGACGCCUUCCAGGCCGUGCUGAGCGUGAACCGCCCCGUGCCCAUCGCGGUCAAGUACCUGUUCGACCUGUUGGAUGAGCUGGCAGUCCGGCACGGUGUCCACGAACCUGAGACACUGCACAUCUGGAAGACCAACAGUUUACUGCUGCGCUUCUGGGUGAACACCCUCAAGAACCCACAGUUCAUUUUUGACGUGCGUGUCUCCGACAACGUGGAUGCCAACCUGAGCGUCAUCGCCCAGACGUUCAUCGAUGCCUGCACAACCGCCGAGCACAAAGUCGGGAGGGACUCACCAGUCAACAAACUGCUCUAUGCCCGGGAAAUCCCACACUACAGGCAGAUGGUGGAGAAGUAUUACGCUGAUAUUCGACAGACGGUUCCCGCCAGCUACCAAGAAAUGAACUCUGCCCUGACGGAACUCUCAGGGAAAUACUCCUCUGACCUCAACUGCCUGGUUGCCCUGCAAGAACUUUACAACUAUAUCAACAAGUACUACGACCAGAUUAUCAGCGCGCUAGACGAGGACCCGCUGGGACAGAAGAUGCAGCUGGCCUAUCGCCUGCAGCAGAUCGCGGCUCUGGUGGAGAACAAGGUGACGGACUUGUGACACCCGCCCCCGGAGCCACGCCCUGCCCAGGCAGCCGGCGACUGACGGAAGGCUCAAGCGGAUUUGACCCAAAGGUUCCUGCGCUGUCAACCAGGGUGCGCUCGCCCUCGUCGUUGCCCCCAGUGCCUUAACCGCAUAGAUGCUCCUGGGCUCUCUCGAACUCGGUGCUCUCUCUCUCUUUUUAAAAACUAGCUGCAAAGGGAAUCUUCCCCCACCGAUACACUGGCUUUGUACAUUUUUUUUAAAAAAGGUGUGUAUUUAUUUCUGUCGCUCUCCAAGGAGGGCGUCGGCCGCCUUCUCCUACCCGUGGGGGGGAGAGAAUGAGGUUUACGGCAGAGUCUGGGAUUGGGGGAGUUUACCCCGCUCCCCCAAAUUUCCUAGAUUCUCCUAGCCCCCCCCCCCCUCCCCGCCCUCCUCAGUUUCUGGGCCGAUAAUGCACUAAUAUUGGGGUGGUGAUUCCUCUGUACAACAGAGUCUAAUGAGUCCCUUUUAACGCUCCUCCCCCCGCCCGUCUCUUUUUAACUCCCCCCUCCCCGAUUGUAUGUAUAUAUGGAGCUCUCCGCUCCGGGAUUGUAUUUAUUUUAAUGAGAUUUUGGAGAGAAUUAAAAACGAAACCACUUUUCAGAAAAAAAA
Messenger RNA from Heteronotia binoei (common prickly gecko), 9006 nucleotides. Its product is annotated as plexin-B3-like. Gene Ontology annotation, biological process: negative regulation of cell migration; positive regulation of axonogenesis; regulation of cell shape. Gene Ontology annotation, cellular component: semaphorin receptor complex. Gene Ontology annotation, molecular function: semaphorin receptor activity; protein binding. NCBI's taxonomy places the organism in Eukaryota, Metazoa, Chordata, Lepidosauria, Squamata, Gekkonidae. The record is from RefSeq and is a predicted model, not a curated record.